AUGGGCCCCAAGAAGAAGAAUGAUGCCCGUGGAGGCCCUAAGCCUGGCACAAAGCAGGCCAAGGCCGCUGCGGAGCGAUCGGGCGAAGCCCAAAAGCAAGCACCAGAAGAGCCCAAGAAGCCGUCCGUGAAGGAGGUGAUUGGUGGUGCGUCAUGGACGGGGAAAUUGCCCGUCAACAUGCUUUCGGAGCAUUGUCAAAAGCAAAAGUGGGAGAAGCCGGAGUACAGCAUGGCCGCUAAUAUCAAAUCUGAAUCGCGACGAUGGCAGAUUAAAACCAUCGAUGGGUUCGUAUCCACCGUGACGCUGAAGCGAGUAGAUUCAAAGACCAAGGAGCUGGUCGUUCUCCCACCGAUGAAGCUGCCACCGUCCCAUAAGCAUCUGGCGGCGCAAACCACGGCCCUCGAGGCCCGCCAUUUCGCGGCCGCAUAUGCUCUGUUUCGGGUCUGCAAUAUGCGCAACCUCCACAUGAUGCUCCCACCGGCAUACAAGAAGCUAUGGAAGGAGGACUUUACGGAUAUCAAGGCAGCCGAUAUACGCGAAGGCAAGGCCUUCAUGUACGAGGCGGACCCGUUCCUAGCCAAACAAGAACGGGAGAGUGCGGCAGCCGAUUUUGAAAAGAAGAGGGCGGAUCGUGAAAAGACCCGAGCGAAGGAAAAGGCCACCAACGUGGAUUUGGGUUUGGGCAGUGGUGACACCAAGGGACGGCGAAUCUGGUCGCAAGCACCCAAGGUGGAUAUGGGACAUCGGAUCCGCCGAGAAAUCGAGGGUCUGUUACGCAAGCAUACUAUUUGGAACCCGUACGGAGUUAGCAUUCCGGAAAACGAAAGGAAAGCCAUCGGCGAGGAGUUCACUGGUCUCGGCUUCCGGCGCAGCCAUGUGGAAGAGGCUGCGGCAGAAUGCAAAGACCGUGAAGAAGUGCUGGAAUGGCUUCUGGUUUAUGUCCCUGAAGACGACCUUCCCCGGUGGAGUCUGCCCGAAGGAUAUUCAGCCGGUGUCAGUCUUGCUGCGGGCGACCUCGCUCGGGAAGACAAGAUCAAGCGACUUGCCUCCGUGGGCUAUCCGGCUGAUCUGUGCUCUCAAGUGUUGGAUAGCAAGGGCGGUAAUGAACUCGCGGCGGCGGAGCUUUUGCAAGACACUUUGGCCCACGGGUCAGAAUACGCACCCACCUCGAUUCCUGAUGAGGAUGCAGAGGCAUGGACCGAAGAACAGUCUGCACUGGAGGCUAUAUUUGGAGAACGCUACGUUCGUGUCUCAGAGAAGGUCUGCGAGAUCAAAAGCGAGGCCUUGAAUCUCCCAGAGAACACUUCAUUUCGCUUCCAACAACCGUCCACUCACUAUCCCACGACGCCGCCGGUCAUCUCAAUCCAGGCCAAGGGCAUCCCGGCUUACAUACGGCUCAGUGCAAUCCGCCGAGCAAUCAAGUAUGCCGAGGAAAACUUCUCUGGCGAGCCAAUGAUUUUCAACAUCCUGGAUUGGCUGGAGAUGGGCAUGCCUGAAAUCAUGGAGAACCCGGGAAAGCUUCGAGAGAUCUCUACCGUGACAGCAUUGCCAGUUGGCCCUACGCAUGAGAUUCAUGUGCGUCCGACACGCAAGCAACGGCGAGGUAUUGACUGGAAAGCCAAUUCCCCACAGAGUCUGGCCAUCCAAGAAGCUUGGGAGGCCAAGCAAGCGAGCGCAGCACAAAUGGAGAUGUCUCGGAAACGACAAUCUCUGCCUGCAUGGAACACCCAGGAUGCCAUUAUCCAGGCCGUCAACUCGCACCAAGUCACUAUUAUCUCUGGUGAAACCGGUAGCGGAAAGAGUACACAGUCAGUACAGUUCGUGCUGGACGAUAUGAUCAAGCGUGGACUGGGAGGUGCUGCCAACAUCAUUUGUACGCAGCCUCGUAGGAUCUCGGCCUUGGGUCUUGCCGAUCGAGUGAGCGACGAACGAUGCUCAUCCGUCGGUAAUGAAGUUGGAUACGUGAUCCGAGGCGAGUCAAAGCUCAAGCAGGGCGCGACGAAGAUCACAUUUGUGACCACCGGUGUUUUACUGCGCCGGAUUCAGUCCGGUGGUGAUGCUGAUGGUAAUGUCGCAAGCUCUCUUGCAGAUGUGUCGCACGUUGUGGUGGACGAGGUCCACGAGCGCAGCCUAGACACCGACUUCCUUCUAGCGCUUUUGAGAGAUGUCCUGCGUCAUCGCAAAGACCUCAAGGUCAUUCUCAUGAGUGCCACACUUGAUGCAGGCAUCUUCAUGGAUUACUUUGGGGGCAAGAAGUCGGUUGGUCUGAUUAACAUCCCCGGACGCACAUUCCCGGUCAAAGAUUAUUACUUGGACGAUGUUGUCCGGGACACCGGCUUUGCUCCAGAGUUAUGCGACAGCUUCGAAGAUGAUCCAGAUGCCACACGUGGUGAGGAAUCUCUCGGUAAAGCUCUGCGGAGUGUUGGCAUGGGAAUCAACUACGAGUUGAUUGCAUCCACCGUCCGAUACAUCGACGCUCAACUAGGGAACCAGCCAGGAGGAAUCCUAAUCUUCUUGCCCGGUACAUUAGAGAUCGAGCGGUGUCUGACUGCGGUGAAGAGAAUCCCCAGUACACAUCCCCUGCCCCUGCAUGCGUCUCUGCUUCCGGCUGAGCAGCGCCGUGUGUUCCAGAGUCCACCCAAGGGAAAACGCAAAGUCAUUGCCGCCACCAACGUCGCAGAGACCUCGAUCACCAUCGAGGAUGUCGUUGCCGAUAACAUGGUCCGCCUCCAAGAGGUGUGGGCAUCACAGGCCGCCUGCAAGCAGCGACGUGGACGUGCAGGACGAGUCCGUGCAGGUACCUGCUACAAGCUGUACACCCGCAAGGCCGAAUCUAACAUGGCGCAACGGCCAGACCCUGAGAUUCGCCGUGUUCCUCUGGAACAAUUGUGUCUGUCUGUGAAAUCUAUGAAGGGCAUGGACGACGUUGCCACGUUCUUAGCAAACACAAUCACGCCUCCCGAAAGCAUAGCUGUCGAAGGCGCAUUGAACUUCCUACACCGUGUGGGAGCCCUGGACCAUGACCGGCUAACUGCGCUGGGUCGGUAUCUAUCCAUGAUCCCGGCGGAUCUGCGAUGCGCAAAGCUGAUGAUCUAUGGAUCGAUCUUCGGCUGCAUGGAGUCCUGCCUAACACUCGCGGCCAUCCUCACGGUCAAGAGUCCGUUUGUCUCUCCGCGCGAGAAACGCGACGAAGCCGACGCCGCCAAAGCCAGUUUCUCCCGGCCCGGCGACGGCGACCUCCUCACCGACCUCGCCGCCUACCAGGCAUGGUCCGAACGAGCCCGCGCCCAGGGCAACUGGCAGACGCAAUCCUGGUGCGGUGCCAACUUCCUCUCCCACCAGACGCUGCGCGACAUCUCAUCCAACCGCGCGCAGUUCGUCACCUCGCUCAAGGACGCCGGCGUCCUCCCAGUCGACUACUCCGACGCCCCUGCCAACGUGUGGAACCGCAACGCCGCCAACCGCAAUCUCCUUCGCGCCCUCAUUGCCGGUGCCUUCCAGCCCCAGGUCGCGCAGAUAUCCUUCCCGGACAAGAAAUUCGCCAGCUCCGUCACCGGCACCGUCGAGGUCGAUCCCGAUGCCCGCACUAUCAAGUACUUCAACCAGGAGAACGGCCGCGUCUUCAUCCAUCCUAGCUCCAUCCUCUUCUCUGCUCAGGGGUAUCCCAGCGCCGCGGCGUAUCUGAGCUACUUCACCAAGAUGGCCACCAGUAAGGUGUUUAUCCGUGAUCUUACCCCAUUCAACGCAUACUCCCUCCUCCUUUUCUGCGGCUCCAUCAACCUCGACACCGUCGGCCGCGGCCUUGUCGUAGACGGCUGGCUCCGACUCCGCGGCUGGGCCCGCAUCGGCGUGCUGGUCUCGCGGCUGCGGACGAUGCUGGACGAGGCCCUCGCAGCCCGCUUUGACAAUCCCUCGCUGGGGGCUGAUAGCUCCAGCACGGGAGAUAGAGUGAUUGAAGCGGUGAAGCGGCUGAUCGAGUUCAAUGGGCUGGAUCAGUGA
Penicillium alfredii is the source of this 3999-nucleotide messenger RNA. RefSeq names its product RNA helicase. The record is from RefSeq and is a predicted model, not a curated record. Lineage: Eukaryota; Fungi; Ascomycota; Eurotiomycetes; Eurotiales; Aspergillaceae. The transcript is spliced from 4 exons. Gene Ontology annotation, cellular component: intracellular anatomical structure. Gene Ontology annotation, molecular function: protein binding; RNA binding; ATP binding. The coding region runs from base 1 to 3999 and encodes 1332 amino acids.